This is a messenger RNA of Trichobilharzia regenti, 1334 nucleotides long. Lineage: Eukaryota; Metazoa; Platyhelminthes; Trematoda; Strigeidida; Schistosomatidae. The record is from the annotation of a GenBank genome assembly.
AUUCCGUAAAAUGUGGAAUAUCCGAAUCGCUUCAUCAUUAAAGCAACUAAUUGACCGCGAGAUACAAAUUAGACGUUACUCGUGUCCUAGUAAUAUGAAACCUGAGUGGUCCAUCUCAGCUACAACUGUUCGAGAUUAUCUGAAUUCAAAAAUUGAAGAAGCGGGACCUUUUCAGGAUGACUGGACACAAAUGUCAGACUUUCAUACUAAGAAACUGUGGCAUCAGCUGACAUUGAAACUUGAAAGCCUACUGAAGAAUCCCGAGUUCCGGAUAAAAACAGAUCUAAUUCAAUUAACGAACAACUUCCUCGCUGAUUUUAUUUACAAAAUCAAUCCUCUUUCAUUAGCUGAACUGUGUGUCCCUAUUAGUGAACAAUAUGUAGUUACAGAUCCUCAUAAAGGUAUCAAAUUCCUGGAGGAAGUUCGUGAUGAGUUUACAACCAAAUCUAAAGAAGCUAAAAUAUUAUUUAAUACAACCAUUGGAAUGAUUUAUUUGUCAGCAUUGAGUGAUCUGCCGAAUGCUCGUCAGAUCAUUGAGACAACACAGAAUCAGUUGGAUGAAAUCGAAGGUGUCACCACAGUUCACUCACGAUUCUACCAACUCAGUUCUAGGUAUUAUCAGGUCACUGGACAACAUGCUAAAUUCUACCAAGAAGCACUUCGUUUUCUUGGUUGUGUUGACUUAAAUACUCUGACUAUUGAAGAACAAAGAGGUUGGGCGUUCUCCGUCGGUUUAGCUGCUAUUCUCGGUGAAGGUGUCUACAACUUUGGUGAACUGCUUACUCAUGGUAUUUUAAGCAGCCUACAUGGCUCUUCAGAAGCAUGGCUUGUCGACUUGUUACAGGCAUUCAAUCGAGGAGAUUUGAAUCAGUUGGACCAGUUGCGUAGUCGUUGGUGUAUUCAAGCAGAUUUAGUCGCCGCUGAACCAAAAUUAAGAGAUAAAGUUACACUGCUGUGUUUAGUUGAAACGGUAUUUCGACGACCGGCUAACAAUCGUACAUUGACAUUUGCUGAAAUCUCAGCUGUAACUAGAGUUCCAGUCGAUAAAGUUGAACAUUUCUUGAUGAAAGCACUUUCUUUAAAAUUGAUAAAAGGACGUAUUGAUGAAGUGAAUCAAUGUGUUGCAUUAACUUGGUUACAACCCCGUGUUUUAGAUAAAGAGCAAAUUGCAAGUAUGUGUGCUCGUCUAAAUGAAUGGUCAGCUGCAGUUGAAGGUAUGAAAAGUCUAGUUGAAGUGGAUACCAAAUCUAUUCUAACCUAGGAAAAACAAGCAAAUAUUUUUGUUGCCUCUGUGAAUUUCACUUUUCUAUGAAUAAAUAUAUUGUGAAAUAACA